Molecule: messenger RNA, 261 nt
Organism: Onychostruthus taczanowskii (white-rumped snowfinch)
Lineage: Eukaryota; Metazoa; Chordata; Aves; Passeriformes; Passeridae
Product: elongation factor Ts, mitochondrial-like
Exons: 2
Biological process (GO): mitochondrial translational elongation
Cellular component (GO): mitochondrial matrix
Molecular function (GO): translation elongation factor activity
Source: RefSeq, a predicted model, not a curated record
CCCUGUCCCCCCGUGUGUCCCCAGGCCGAGGCCUGGCUCGAGGCCGAGUCGCGCCGCCAGGGCUGGGCCCGAGCCGCGGCCCCCGGGGCUGCCCGGGCCCGGGAGGGGCUCGUGGGGGUCCUGAGCGAGGGCUCGGCCGCCGUCAUGGUGGAGGUGAACUGCGAGACGGAUUUCGUGGCGCGGACCCCCGACUUCCAGCAGCUGGUGGAGAUGGCGGCCAGAGGGGUCCUGGGGCACUGCCAGGGGGCCUCGGGCACCAAG